Molecule: messenger RNA, 1527 nt
Organism: Megalobrama amblycephala (Wuchang bream)
Lineage: Eukaryota; Metazoa; Chordata; Actinopteri; Cypriniformes; Xenocyprididae
Product: dr1-associated corepressor
Exons: 6
Coding region: 365-841 (158 amino acids)
Biological process (GO): positive regulation of transcription by RNA polymerase II; transcription by RNA polymerase II; negative regulation of transcription by RNA polymerase II
Cellular component (GO): nucleus; negative cofactor 2 complex
Molecular function (GO): core promoter sequence-specific DNA binding; protein heterodimerization activity; transcription coactivator activity
Source: RefSeq, a predicted model, not a curated record
AGAAACCCGGAAAUGUGAAAAGGGUUUAUCAAGAAUAAUAAAAUAAACACGUGGAUGGAAAAAAAUGGUUUGAGGAUUGUUUACAAAUCUCAUGCCGCACGUGACAGGGGCGUUUCCUUUGUGGAGCUCGACCCCCUUGUUUUUCCCCCCAUUCAUUUCUCAUUCAGUACUUCCUGUGAAAGGUAAACAAAUGGCGCUCCGCACUUUAAACCGUAAAAUGUAUAAAAAUGUAAGUCGAAUAAGAAUAUUUAAGAGUUUAAAAUGCCCGGACAGAAGAGAAAAUAUAAUGUUCGCUUUCCACCCGUGAGUAUUUCUGUUUUUCGAAGUUUCUAUGCUUUGUGAAGCCAUCAACUCUGCUGCUUAGAUGAGCGACACUGAACAUCUCAACUCAUCCUCCUGUUCUCCGCUUGGCCAGGGACGCAUCAAGAAAAUAAUGCAAAAGGAUACAGAGGUCGGGCGAAUCGCUACAGCUGUACCAGUCCUCAUAUCUAAAGCUUUAGAAAUGUUCCUCAGGUCUCUUCUCAGCAUGACCUGUAAAAUAACCCAAUCCAGAAACAGCAGAGUGAUGUCCAUCAAUCACAUGAAACAGUGCAUUCAUUCAGAGAGGUUGUUUGACUUCCUGAAGGAUUUGGCAGAUCAGGCCUCCACUGCGUCAACAUCAGAGUGCAAAACUAAGGGCAAAUGGCAGUCACUCGGGAAACGGUGGAAAAGUGUGUCUAUCAAAGCCAGGUCACCUGAGAGAGAGGAGCCACCCCAAAAAGAAACCAAUGAUGUGGUCAUCAACAGUGAUUCAUCCAGUGAGUCUGAGCUGUUCAUCUGCUUGGAAACACAUUCACCUUAACCGGGCUUCUGAUAAGUUUCGCAAGACGCUACAAUCUCUCACUGAAAACUGCAGUAUUAUUUUUGAAGACCCUACAUCUUUUGGGGCGUAGCUAUUCUUAGCAUCUGACACAAAUAUUUAAUUUUUAAUUUGUGAAAUUGCUCUGUUGUGGUAUUGACCAUGAAAUUAAUUCUAUAUUUUUUGUUUAAGUUUUCCAGGGAGUUUUAAAUUCCCAAUAGGGAAGAAAAUCAUUUGUUUAGAGAGAUUUUGUGAUAGUGAGCAGCUCCACAAUUUUUUUUUUCAGUUGGAUUCAUAAUUAAAACUGUAGUUUGAACUGUCUAAUGUUUAUAACAUGAUUCUCUAAGCUGUGACUUAUGUGAUAUAAUAUUUAUAGAUAAAGGUAAAUAUUUUCUUUUUCUUUCAUCUUUAAAUGUAAGUCACUGGUUUUGUUAACCAUUAAUUAUCCACAGUAGAUUGCAGGGUUCUUUAAGCGGCAUAUUGUAUAUUUGUAUUUUAUAGUGAAUAUUCUAUAAAGUAUGUUUUAAGAUGGCGAUAUUACACAAUAUUGUAUAAAUAUGCAUUUUCUACUCUUAUCCUAACUACUGUGAUAACAAAUGAGACAAGAUGUAAUAAAAGAGUUCAAAAUAAUCAAGAAUCUAUUACAGAGUAAUGCAAAAUAAUGGCUGAAUAAAAUGAGGAUGACGUUU